UACCACAGAUCAAGUCAAAAGCUUGGAUAUCAGUCUCAUUAAACACGAAAAAAACAUUAAAAUACAGCAACAAAAAGUACAUCUACAAUCUGGAAUGUAUUGGAUAUAUGCAAAAUAUAAUUGUACUUUAGAAAAAGUUGCAACGGUUUCUCCAUAUGUAAAACAACCUAACGAGAAAAGAUAUUUGAUUUUAUCGCGUAUUCCUGCUGAAUGGAUAUUUCCUUAUUUCGAUAAUGCCGCAAUCAAGGCCAGCUUUUCUAUUCGUAUUAGACAUAAUAACACUGAAACAGCUCUAUCACAUACGCCUGGUGAUGAACUAAUAGAAAAAAAUGAACUGUAUACUUUAUUUCGUACUACUUCUUUGAUGUCCAAUCAUUUAAUAGUAGCCGCAAUUGUACCAAGUGACUGUGUUAAAGCUACUUUCUCGUUGAGUAAAAAUGUUAAUAUGUCAAGUAGAUUACAAGUAAUAAAUGACACUACAUAUGCACGAUCUCUUAUUACUGAUAUCACGAGAUAUAUUAAAACCAACUGGGAGAACAUCGUAGGAGUUUCACCUGUGCAGUACGUGGCACUUCCAGUAAAUUCUAGCUUUUACGAAAGUGUAGUAACUACUAACCUUGUUCUCUUCAGAGAGGCUGACGUUGUAUACAAUAGAAAAAUAGAUUCGAUUAUAAGAAAAAGACAAGUAACUUGUUUAGUAGCACGUAGUGUGAUACAAGAAAUGUUCAGUGAUUGGUUAACUACAUUUAAACAAUCUAAUCUUUCUUUCAUCGAAAGUUUUUCAACAUUUUACGGAGUCUAUAUAAUUAAUAAGUCACUUUUCAAUACUUUAUGGGACAAAUUAAUGCUCGUGCCGCCCAUAUAUACAACUCACUCUUUGAAGUCAAGAAAUAUAAAAACUGUAAUAACUUCUUGGACAACACAACUUGGAUAUCCUGUGAUACAAGUAAAACGAUACAGUAAGACACAGUCUCUGACAAUAAUGGUUAUAGACUGUUUUGCGGUUGAUGAAAAGGAGCCCUGUGAUCGCAAAUGGUGGAUACCUGUGACUUAUGUAAAAAUACCAAAGAAUGAGUUUAUUACAAAGUAUCAUUUAUUCUUACAACCAGACGGACAAAAAAUCUCGAUUUCAAAUAUUAAAGAAGAUGAUUGUAUUAUAAUAAUGGGACAAGAUGGAUAUCGCGUCAACUACGACACCAAAUCUUGGAAAAAUAUAAGACUGUUUCUGAAUAAUGAAAAUCCUAAGAUUUUAAAUUUAUCAGACGUCACUUUAGCGCACAUUCUCGACGAUGCUUUUUAUUUUUUAAUACAAAAUACGGUUUAUAAUGGAAAUCCUGUUUCACAUGAUGCCAAUCUAAACAUAUAUUUCGAUCUUGCAAACAAUGUUUUACAUGUACAGAAGUCGUACAUAACGUGGUAUCCUGUACUUACUGCUCUUCAAUACUUAUCAAAAAGUUUUCCGUAUCCAGAAAGUGCAAGUAUUAAGACUAAAAUCCUUCAACUACUGAAUUUCUUUUUCGAGAAUACAUCACAAAAACAAUUUUCCGAAAAUAGUAUUGAUAAUCAAGUAUAUCACGAACUUGUAAAAUGGAUAUGUAUUCUUGAUGGUUUAAAGUGCAAAGAACAUGUUAAUGCUAUAUUAAAGUGGCAUUUAGAAAAUCCUGCAAAAAACAAACUUUUGCCAAGUUGGCAAAAAUGGAUAUAUUGCCAAGGUUUAAUUUUAGAAAAUGGUACUUUUGAUGCGUCUGAUUUGUGGCGAAACAUAGAGAAGAUAUAUUUAACCCAGAGAAAAUUAGAAGAAAUUUUUGAAUUGUUAUCUUGUUCUGGACAUAAUAUUUUGCAAUCUUUACGUUUUAGUGAAGUUAAACUAUUAACCAAAAGAAGAUCUGUUAAUGUUCUUUUUGAUAGUGUAGCAAAAUAUUCAAAAGACGUUACAUUAUUGAAUAGUAUCAUAAGCAGAAUAAAUAAUGUUGCAAGAGACAAUCUACUUGCAGUUGUCACUUUUAUUAUUAACAACACGUAUUCAGAAGAAAAUCUUAAAAAGAUUUCUGUAGGACUGAUUUAUAAUAACCUGAUCGACAUAUAUAAUAUAGAGAAGGCAAGAUUCAUGCUUGACAUCAUUAUGAAGAAAGUUGAGAAUCGUCGUACGUUUUUAAAUAAAAUAAGUAGUAACGAUUGUCACAAACCGCACGAAUUAUUUAAAUCUUACGUAUAA
Pseudomyrmex gracilis is the source of this 2215-nucleotide messenger RNA. Its product is annotated as aminopeptidase Q-like. The record is from RefSeq and is a predicted model, not a curated record. Gene Ontology annotation, biological process: proteolysis; peptide catabolic process. The transcript has 10 exons. NCBI's taxonomy places the organism in Eukaryota, Metazoa, Arthropoda, Insecta, Hymenoptera, Formicidae. Gene Ontology annotation, molecular function: zinc ion binding; peptide binding; metalloaminopeptidase activity. The coding region runs from base 95 to 2215 and encodes 706 amino acids. Gene Ontology annotation, cellular component: cytoplasm.